Molecule: messenger RNA, 1332 nt
Organism: Nerophis lumbriciformis (worm pipefish)
Lineage: Eukaryota; Metazoa; Chordata; Actinopteri; Syngnathiformes; Syngnathidae
Source: RefSeq, a predicted model, not a curated record
UGAUUACACCAAGUUUCCACUGAGUAUUCUCUCUGUGAAGACUGAAGAUGAUGAAGAGAAACCACAAGUAGACAACCUCUUAGCUCCACUAUCAGAUAGUGAGGCUGAAGACGAGGUUGAAGAACCUUUGAGCAGAGAUAAAGACUGUGAAGGUGAUAUGAGGACUCACACUGACAACAAACACUCUGAAUGCUCUACAAAGAAAAUAAGUAAAAUAUGUUUGAGCUGCUCAAUUUGUGCUGAACGUUUUAUUUUAAAGGGCCAAUUAAAUCAACACAUGAAAACACACACAGGUGAAAAACCAUUUAAUUGUUCAGUUUGUGGCAAAAGCUUUUCUACAAAGAUCCGCUUGACUCAACACAUGAGAACACACACAGGAGAAAAAAAAUGGAAAUGUUCAGCUUGUGGCAAAAGCUUUUAUAAAAAUAACCAUUUGACUCAACACUUGAGAACACACACUGGUGAAAAACCAUUUAAUUGUUCAGUUUGUGACAAAAGCUUUUCUCAAAGUGGCUCUUUGACUCAACACAUGAGAACACACACAGGUGAAAAAACAUUUAUUUGUUCAGUUUGUGACAAAAGCUUUUCUAGUAAGAGCAUAUUGACUAAACACAUGAGAACACACACAGGUGAAAAACCAUUUAACUGUUCAAUUUGUGGUGAAAACUUUUCUAUCAAGAACCGUUUGACUGAGCACAUGAGAACACACACAGGUGAAAAACCAUUUAGUUGUUCAGUGUGCUGUAAAAGGUUCACACAUAAUGCAGACGCAGUAGAACACACAAGAACACACACAGGUGAAAAACCAUUUAACUGUUCAAUUUGUGGUGAAAACUUUUCUAUCAAGAACCGUUUGACUGAACACAUGAGAACACACACAGGUGAAAAACCAUUUAGUUGUUCAGUGUGCUGUAAAAGGUUCACACAUAAAGCAGACGCAGUAAAACACACAAGAACACACACGGGAAAAUAACCAAAUAGCUGUUUAGUUUGUGGUAUGUUGCUCAUAUGUGGUGACAUCCACCCUACCCAGGACCUCCUCACUGCUUCUUUCACAAAUAUCUGAGGUAUUCAUACAAACUUGGAUGAUUUGGAGCAUAAUCUUAUCUACUCAUGACCCCAUGUCUUCUCUGUAUCUGAAACCUUCCUGAACAGUAAGAUAGAUGAUGCUUCAAGUGCUUGGUUACUCCUUCUUCAGUCCAGGGACCUGGGGCCUCAUGUGUCAAGUUUGUGCACGCUCAAAAACCUGCACUACACCCUUUUUCACUGCAAAGUUGAGAUGUAUCAAAGCUGACAUAAUUAAAAUGCAGCAUGAGACACUGCACACUGAUA